CAUACAUAACGAAGCGGUUGGGAGAAGAUGAAACUGUUCGACGCGCACUGUCACCUUCAAGACCCGAGGAUUAUCACCAAAGCUCCUCAGCUCAUCUCUUCCGCCUUAGCUUCCGGCGUCUCUGCCUUUUCCGUCAAUGGAGUCUCCGAGAAAGAUUGGAAUUUGGUCAAAGAGAUGGGGGUUCAAUACCCUUCUGUUGUUCCCUGCUUUGGGAUCCAUCCAUGGUAUGUAGCAGAGAGGACUCCUCAAUGGUUUGAGACAUUGAAGAGUUUGUUUGAGACAACUCCUACAGCUGCUGUUGGAGAAAUUGGUUUGGACAAAGGGUCUAAGGGAAAGGAGAUUGAUUUCUCAGACCAGGUUACCGUGUUUCGUCAACAGCUCGAACUUGCAAAGGAAUUGAAUAAACCCGCAUCAGUUCACUGUGUCCGUGCAUUCGGGGACCUGCUCGAGAUAAUAAAAUCUGUGGGACCUUUUCCUUCUGGGGUCAUCCUUCACUCUUAUUUAGGUUCUGCUGAGAUGGUUCCUGAGUUUGCUAAGCUCGGUGCAUAUUUCUCCUUUUCUGGUUUUCUUAUGUCCAUGAGUGAGAAGAAAGCCAAGAAAAUGUUGAAAGCGGUUCCAUCUGAUAGGAUCUUACUGGAAACUGAUUCACCAGAUGCACUACCAAAGGCAGAGCCAGGUUGUCUCCACUUUGUAGAAGGAGAUCCUUCACUACCCGAAGAAGGAAAUUCAGCUCAGGACCUUGAGCCAGUUUCAAAUGAUAAGUCUAAUGCAUCUAGUGACUCAAUGAAGUUGCCGAAGGAAACACUUAAUCACCCGGCUAAUAUUCAUAUCGUACUCGAGUAUGUAGCAAGGUUGUUGGACAUGAAGAAGGAGGAACUCGCAGAGCUAAGCUUUCGGAAUGCUGUUCGACUAUUCUCUUAUCCAGGUUCCAAGAUGCUUCAUGAGUGAGGUGCUGCUGAUGUCUCUGGUCACAGUCAAAACCAGUCAACAACACAUGUAUCAUGAGUUCUUAAUAUUGUAGUGUUUCUCAUCACUCUGCUACGAGGCUUUGAAUUUGGACUUAUUGUACCAGUGCUUUUGGUAGUCUCGCUUCUCUUUAUACAAAGGUUAUUAAAAUAUUUGAUUUUGUGUGAUUUGGAAAAUGAUAUAAUUCUUGUAAGUAUAACCAUAUAUGGAUUCAUAUUGUCUGACUA
This is a messenger RNA of Capsella rubella, 1193 nucleotides long. RefSeq lists its product as uncharacterized. Gene Ontology annotation, molecular function: hydrolase activity, acting on ester bonds. NCBI's taxonomy places the organism in Eukaryota, Viridiplantae, Streptophyta, Magnoliopsida, Brassicales, Brassicaceae. The transcript is spliced from 9 exons. The coding region runs from base 28 to 948 and encodes 306 amino acids. The record is from RefSeq and is a predicted model, not a curated record.